This is a messenger RNA of Salvia miltiorrhiza (redroot sage), 1548 nucleotides long. RefSeq lists its product as uncharacterized. The transcript has 5 exons. The coding region runs from base 112 to 1116 and encodes 334 amino acids. NCBI's taxonomy places the organism in Eukaryota, Viridiplantae, Streptophyta, Magnoliopsida, Lamiales, Lamiaceae. The record is from RefSeq and is a predicted model, not a curated record.
GUUCAAAAGCAGGAAGUUCAAAUUUGUGACGAAGAUAUUUUACUCUUCCGCAGCUCUAAUCUGAACUGCCCUUAAAAAUUCCCAGCCGCCGUGCCGUGACUGCGCUCCGCCAUGAGCCACCGCAAACCGCUCAAAACUCUGCUCCCCACCGAACCAUUCGAACUCGAAUCCGGUCUCUGCCUCAUCCCCCGAGUCAGACUCAACCUAACAAUUCACCGCGCAGACAAAUCCGUAUCCCUAAUCGACGAGUGGAAGCUCAAGCGCUCUUUAAUCGAUUAUCUCAAAACGUCACACUCAAUUUCUGUUCCUGAAGAAGACAUCAAAGUUUUGAAGUACAGGGACAUGAAGAAACGGAAGCGUGAAGACCCUGUGGCGCGUGGGAGCUUGUUCGUGUUGGAUUUUGAGUUUCUGUCGAAGAAAUUGAAGUUUAUCGGUGAGGAUGAAGUGGAGCGAGAGUUUCUGGAAUGGAGGAAGGGGAUAGUGACGGAGAUGGAUGGAAUGGAGUUGAAUUUGGAGGGGGUGAAGUUCAAGCUGAGUGUUGAGGUGCCGAAAGGUGAUGAUUUUGAAGGGAUGCGGAAGGAGUGGGAGGAGAUCGCGGCGUUUGGAUCGAGAGGAUAUUCAAGGAGCGAUAAGCAGCAGCCUGAUACAAUUAUAUUGAGAGGUGUGCCUUCUAGGUGGUUUGCUGAGCCUCGGGUUUCAUCCAAACCCUCGAUGCUAGUUACUCAUACAAUUUUUUCAGCCCUUGGAAAGAUAAGGAAUCUUGAUGUUGGUGAGGACAACACAGGUGAAGAUGGGGAUGAAGACACUGGGAACCUAAUUUCAGGUCUUCAUUGCAAGAUUGUAGUUCAGUUUGAAGGUCACAAGGACUUCUGUAAUGCCUUGAAGGUUUUAUGCGGCCGCUCCUUAAAUAAGCAAGGAUCACGCUUGAGAGCUGAUUAUGAUGUCACUUGGGACAGAGAUGGUUUCUUUCGAAAUGGUAGAAGCCGAGCUGAACAAGGUAAAAGAUGGACUCCGGCAACUGUUGCUGGAAGUUAUAGAAGUGAAGGUUCUGGAUGGCAGUCGCAAGUGUCUCGACUUAGCCCUGAGGAUGCACGCAGGAAACGGUUCAGGGAUUGAAGAAAGUCUGAAUGUCGCACAAGAUUGGCCAUGGUCCAUGGAUAAUCAGAAAAAGGUUGGCCCUACUACUAUUGAAGUCUUGCUUUCUUUCAAGAUCUGAGGUAAUGUAUCUCAGUCUACGAGCACAUUGCAAUUCUUUUCUUUUGGCGCGACGGGUAUCAUCCUUUGCACUGUGAAGCUGUAUGAACGAUGCAUGCUUCAAGCAACACUGUCGAAAACAAUUACAUGUAUUCUGACCUGAUAGCAUCAAGCAAAGAGAUUGAUGAAGGACAUGUACACUAAAACAUGUGUAUUCAGCUUAGUUGACUACGAUGGAAUGAAAUUGAUCUACGAAUUUGGUUCAUGUAUAUUGUGAUCGUUGAUUAAUGUAGACAGAAAAGAAACGUUAGAACCAUUAAAUAUUUGAUUCUGAAGAAAUGCAGACAUUUUCUA